Molecule: messenger RNA, 1880 nt
Organism: Fragaria vesca subsp. vesca
Lineage: Eukaryota; Viridiplantae; Streptophyta; Magnoliopsida; Rosales; Rosaceae
Product: allantoinase-like
Exons: 15
Coding region: 27-1553 (508 amino acids)
Biological process (GO): purine nucleobase catabolic process; allantoin catabolic process
Cellular component (GO): cytoplasm
Molecular function (GO): zinc ion binding; cobalt ion binding; allantoinase activity
Source: RefSeq, a predicted model, not a curated record
AAGAGUCAGAAACUUCAUCGGAAAACAUGGAGGCGCUGCAAUGGAGGCUCUUCCCGCUGCUCACACUACUCCUCUCUUUCUUACUCUUCUUCUUCUUCCAAUACUCACCCACGCUAAAUCAGAAGCAAUGCAGCCUGCUUCCUUACCAACAUUAUUGGAUUGCAAGCAAGCGCAUUGUGACACCUCAAGGGGUUAUUUCUGGACUAGUUGAGGUGAAGGAGGGGAAGAUUGUCUCUAUUGUUAAAAAAGAGGAAAAGGAUGGGAAAACCAAGUUGGAGAAUGUAAUCGAUUAUGGAGAUGCUGUUGUCAUGCCCGGCUUGAUUGAUGUGCAUGCACAUCUUGAUGAUCCUGGACGAAGUGAGUGGGAAGGAUUUCCAUCAGGGACUAAAGCUGCUGCUGCUGGUGGUAUAACAACCUUGGUUGACAUGCCUCUGAAUAGCUUUCCUUCCACUGUUUCUAGAGAGACCUUGGAGCUCAAGCUUAAGGCUGCUGAGAGCAGAAUUUAUGUUGAUGUUGGUUUCUGGGGAGGCCUUGUUCCUGAAAAUGCAUUCAACAAAUCUGCUCUUGAGGAUCUCUUAAAUGCCGGUGCUCUUGGUUUGAAGUCUUUCAUGUGUCCAUCAGGGAUCAAUGACUUUCCUAUGACAAAUAGCAGUCAUAUAAAGGAGGGUCUGUCUGUACUGGCAAAAUAUCGAAGGCCUUUACUUGUACAUGCAGAGAAACAACCUGAUCCUGAAACUAACUUGGGCAUCGAAGAUAAUAGUAAUGAUGCUCGUUCUUAUUCGACAUAUCUCAAAACCAGGCCACCUUCAUGGGAAGAGGCAGCUAUAAAAGACCUAGUUACCUUGACAAAGGACACAAGGAUUGGUGCUCCUGCAGAAGGAGCUCAUCUUCAUAUUGUGCACUUGUCUGACUCAAGCUCUUCAUUAGAUCUUAUUAAGGAAGCAAAAAGAGGAGGCGACAGUUUAACUGUUGAGACGUGCCCCCACUACUUAGCUUUCUCAGCAGAAGAGAUUCGGGAUGGAGAUACUCGUUUUAAGUGUUCUCCACCCAUCCGUGAUGCUGUCAAUAAGGAAAAACUGUGGACAGCUUUAGUGGAAGGGGAUCUUGACAUGUUGAGCUCUGAUCAUUCACCAACAACGCCCGAGCUUAAGCGUCUGGAUGAUGGUGACUUUCUAAAGGCUUGGGGUGGUAUCUCAUGUUUGCAGUUUGUUCUUCCUGUGACAUGGUCGUAUGGCCAGAAAUAUGGAGUAACUUUAGAACAAAUGGCUCUAUGGUGGAGCGAAAGGCCGGCCAAACUUGCUGGACAAAAACUAAAGGGGGCAAUUGCAAUUGGAAACAAUGCAGAUAUCGUAGUAUGGAAUCCAGAUGUUGAAAUUGACCUUGAUGAUAGCCAUCCUGUAUAUAUUAAGCAUCCAAGUAUUUCAGCCUACAUGGGAACAAAGUUAUCUGGAAAAGUCUCAGCUACUUUUGUUAGAGGAAACCUUGUCUUCAAAGAAGGAAAUCAUGCUCCUGUAGCCUGUGGUGUUCCGAUUCUCGCCAAAGAACAACUCUAACGUGAUUACCAAGUGGCUCACUUAUGCAAGUCUUGGCACUACUGGUCUCAUUGUUUCAUCCUUAACUCUAGCGCAUUCUGAUAUAGUACCUGUUCAUAUAAGAUAGCUCUGAAUAAGUCCACAAGAAUGAGAAUCAAUAUCCAGCUUGAUUCCUAUCAGAAUCACCUUUCCGCUAUCACUAAUAAUACUGUAUGAUAGUGUAUGUGUCACUGUUAAACAUUGAUUUGAUGCCGUUUCCAGGCAAUGUAAAUAGUGCUUUCCCAAAUAUGUAAUCGACAUUCGACAGUUUGAUGUAAAAUUUGAUAUAUCCAUUUGCACUUGCUGGUG